This is a messenger RNA of Octodon degus (degu), 3135 nucleotides long. RefSeq names its product caveolae associated protein 2 (gene Cavin2). The record is from RefSeq and is a predicted model, not a curated record. Lineage: Eukaryota; Metazoa; Chordata; Mammalia; Rodentia; Octodontidae. Gene Ontology annotation, cellular component: caveola; cytoplasm. The transcript has 2 exons. Gene Ontology annotation, molecular function: protein kinase C binding. The coding region runs from base 346 to 1578 and encodes 410 amino acids.
GAAGGGGAGUAGGAAAGGCCCGUAACCCUGCAGCUCGGAGAUCGGGCGGCGGGCCCUGGACGGUGAGGAAGUGUGUGUGCAAGCUGGAGCUCGCUUGCUGAGUGGCUCUCGGCCUGUGACCUUCGCCUCCCACUGGGUGGAGCAGGGCCUUUCGCAGCAGUUGGAAUGCAGCUCCCCUGAUCCGCUUAGCCAGUUGGUGCCUGUCUGAACCCCUGCCAGUCCUGGACAGCCACGCUCAGGGCUAAACCCGCAGGCCUCCUUCUGCACCCUGUCCUCUGUCCGUGUGGCCCCAGCAGAUCAGCUCCGGGGAGGAAGGCCGUGCGCACCUGUCCAGCCUGUCCAGCCAUGGGAGAGGACGCCGCCCAGGCCGAAAGGUUCCAGCACCCGAGCUCCGACCUACGCCCCGAGAAGACCUCGAGCCCCAGCCCCAUGCCCUCCUCCACGCCCAGCCCCAGCCUGAACCUGGGGUGCACGGACGAGGCUAUCAGGGACAACUCGCAGGUGAAUGCUGUCACGGUUCACACGCUGCUGGACAAGCUGGUGACCAUGCUAGACGCUGUGCAGGAGAACCAGCACAAGAUGGAGCAGCGGCAGAUCAGCCUGGAGGGCUGGGUGAAGGGCAUCCAGGGCGACCUCGCCAAGCUCUCCAAGUGCCAGGCCUCCACCAGCAGCACGGUGGGCAAGCUGCUGGAGAAGUCGCGCAAGGUGAGCGCGCACACGCGCGCUGUCCGCGAGCGCAUGGACAGGCAGAGCGCGCAGGUGAGGCGGCUGGAGAGCAACCACGCCCAGCUCCUGCGUCGCAACCACUUCAAGGUGCUCAUCUUCCAGGAGGAACACGAGAUCCCUGGCAGCGUGUUCGCGAAGGCGCCGGCCUCCAGUGCCGUGGAAGGGAAGGGCGAGCUGGAGGGCGAGAACCAGGCACUGGAGGACACACUGCACGAGGUGGACCUGUCCUCGGAGGACGAGCCACCCCGCGAUGAGGAGGCCCUGGAGGACAGUGCUGAGGAAAAGACAGAGGAGAGCAGGGCAGAGAAACUCAAGAGAUCCAGUCUCCGGAAAGUGGGCAGCCUCAAGAAAGCCUUUUCCCGCCAGAACAUCGAAAAGAAGAUGACCGAACUGGGCACAAAGAUCGUCUCCGUGGAAAGGAGACAGAAAAUUAAGAAAUCCCUCACUUCUAACCACCAGAAGACAUCCUCAGGGGGCAAAAGUUCUCCCUUCAAGGUUUCUCCCCUCACUUUUGGGCGAAAGAAAGUGCGAGAGGGGGAAAGCCUGGCGGAGAACGAGGCCAAGUCAGAAGAGAUGGCAUCCAAUGACCAGGAGGAGGGCUCCCUGGCAGAGGGCCAUUCUGCAGCAUCGCUGCCCAGUGCCCUGGAUGAGGGGGAGGCGGAGAAGGUGGCCCCAAGAAGGAGCAGCUCAGGGAUGGACAGCAAUGUGGACCUGACCAUCGUGGAAGGUGAGGAAGAAGAACCAACGGCCCUGGAACAAGCCCAGAAGAAGCACCAGGAGGAGGAUGGCUGCAUGCUGGCUCCAGAGGCGACAGAGCGGGCGGCCAUGCUGCAGGUGGACCAGAGUGCCUGAGCACAGCCAGACCCCACACCUGCCUUCUGUCCCCAACACUGCCACACUGUCCUCGCCAGGCACGAGCUCUGGCCGCACCUUAGCCACACCACGCAUGAGUCAUACCAAGCACUCUGCCAUGAGCUCGCGUUUCACUGCGUGCUCAGGGUCCUUUCUGUAUAAUUCCUCCAAGACUGCCCAGAAAAAAGGAAUGGAACAAUUAAAGCGGGAUCCUUUGGGCUGGGUCGGGGGACACUUCAGUUACCAAGAUACCAGGGAUGAAAUGUUACGUUUCCUCCUGUUCAUUCCAUCAGCUCGUUGAUUGUGUAUGAAGGAUACAGCGAAUUUCUGUGUCUCUCUGUGAACCUAAUGAGAGAUUUCUACACGUGUAUACACGUUAUACCUACUUGCAAGCUAAAAACAUAAUUAUAUAGUUUUAAGAAGGAAACACUUACAACAGGUAGAAGGGAAUGUUCAGCAGAUAAUUCAGUUACUAGAAGCCCACUGCUUUACUGCCAAUGAAGGAAAAGUUGAAAGAUGCCCUGUCCAACCAGUGAUCUAGGAUAGGGAAUCAGAUCAGGUUUAAGAAAGAAAAACCAAGAAGAAAAAGUUGGAAAAUAAGAGAAAUGGGAAGCAAGAAUGCCAAAGACACUGAAGGGAAAGAGAAAUAAGCAUGAGCUUAACAGGGAAAUAUUUGCAGUGUUAAGCUUAGUUAUUUUACUCUUUAAAUAACAAUAGUAAAGGAGUUCAUAGAUCCUGGAAUAACAUGUACUGUCCUCACAGUACUUUUAUUUUCUAACAUUUUUAAAUAAUAUAACAUUUAAUAGUGCUAAAACUCUGGGGGUUUUCCCCUUCAUAAAUAAAAAUCACCACAAAUAUUUCUCCGAAGAAUUUCAGAAGAUUUGUCUAACACUGGAAUGAAUAUAAAUCUUCAAAAACUAAUUGACAUGUAUGUUUCUUGUAGCACACUGGAUUGUACUAGCCUUUAAUUUCUCUCAAAUUUGCAAUAACCUUUAUUCUCCGAAUAAGGUAGGUUUAUAAGAUGUUGAAACACCAAAGUUUGGGAAGAGAAGGAAGCUACUUUUUUUUCUUUUCUGCACUUAAUGGUAAUUUUAUUCCAGAUCAUAUUUUAUUUAUACGUUAAUUUCACUGAAUAUUAACAUGUUUCCUAACUUCUGAAUGCAUACUAGUGCUUUGUGCGUGUGUGCACAUUCCUUCAGGCAAGGUCAUAUGUGCUGCUGCCUGACAUUAUACUAAAUAUUGCUUUAUCUACCUUUAAUGACAAGAUGCUAAUAUUUGGUGAAUUUGUGCUUUAAAGAUAGUAGAGCCAGAAAGCAAAUUCUCUACCUGUAGUAGGUACCACUGUGAGUCCAGAUAUGAGCAGAGGUUACCAAGGCAACAUUAACCAACUAUGCUUGGUUUGAGUCAAAAGAAUAGGAUUGACAAGGUGUAUAGAUGAUAUAAACUAUUCAGCUGUGUUCUUACUUUGCACUAAUGUUACCACAAAUAUUGGAUUGUUGCAUUAACAAUGACUGUGUAAAAGAAGAUUAAAUAAACUAAAAAAUUUUUAAAAGUCUA